GAGAGAAGCUCCGGCAGCUCCUAAAGGAGCACGGCUCCUUUGGGGCCGUGGAAGUUCACGUCAAAAAACACCACAAGACGUUGCUGGGGAAAUCCAAGAAUGGCGGGUGGUACACCCGGCAAUACCUGCUCAAUGUGGCACAGUGGAGCAAGAAAAUGGUGGACAAUGCUUUCACCUGGGCCAAGUCCAAGGGACUGCUCCGGGUAAAUCCGGUGCAUGGGGAAGAAGAAGCAAGGCUUGUUUUGAACGAGUCUUUCGAGAUCGUAGACGAGGUUGGGACGACGACAGAGCUGUCUGGGAGCUUCGAAGCCGAGGAGCUGAUCCGUUAG
This is a messenger RNA of Symbiodinium necroappetens, 329 nucleotides long. The record is from the annotation of a GenBank genome assembly. NCBI's taxonomy places the organism in Eukaryota, Dinophyceae, Suessiales, Symbiodiniaceae.